AUGCCACCUAAACUUUCGAAAACUUCGAAAACCAACCAAAUUACCAUCAUAAAAUUCAAGCGGAACAAGAGUACUUAUGUUUUGCCUUUAGACCUAAAUGCCAAAGCUUCGUUAUCUAUAGCGAAUUUUAAAUCCUCGUUGGCAAGAGCAGUAGAACAAUCAGGUGGUUUGUCUCUUGUUGAGGAGGACGAGGAAACUAAUAAGUUGGAUAAUGACGAUAUCGAAGUUCCCAAGUCAGAAUACAUUGAUAACGUGGAGAAUGAUGGAAUGGUGGAUGAUAAUGAAGAAGAUACUAAGAAUAUCAUCCAAGAUGUAAAAGGCGAUGAUUUGAUAUUGGCGCUUCCAAAGGAUAAAACUUCACCGUACGAUAAUACCUGGAUCGAAAUAACAGACGACUCUAGUAUAUCAAGCCUUAAGUUUAAUGAUUAUGAUAUAAUAGCCUUUAAACAUGUUGACGACGAUACAUUUUUCAUUUCGGAAGCUGCAUACGAUGAAUAA
Messenger RNA from Debaryomyces hansenii CBS767, 498 nucleotides. RefSeq lists its product as uncharacterized. The coding region runs from base 1 to 498 and encodes 165 amino acids. Lineage: Eukaryota; Fungi; Ascomycota; Pichiomycetes; Serinales; Debaryomycetaceae. The record is from RefSeq and is a predicted model, not a curated record. The transcript has 2 exons.